UUUACACACACACACACUCUCUCUCUCUCUCUCUCUCUCUCAUACACAAACACAUUCACAUUACACAAACACACUCACUCGCUCUCUCCCUCUCUCCUCAAAGAACAGAAAAAAAAAAAGCUAAACCAGGGAAAAAGAAAGAGGUUUGGUUGAGGAGAGAGAAAGAAGAAGAGGGGUGGUACUGGUACUGGUACUGGUACUGGUACUGGUGUGGGGUUCGAGGUAGGGAAGCACAGUUGAAUUGGGGGAGUUUUUGAUGUGCUAUUAACCCCCAUCUUCUUUUCAAAUCAAAUCUAACUUGACAUUUUAUCAUUUUAUUUCCAUGGUACGUUACUGAUUCACUCCGAAUCGAUCUCUUUAUUUUUCUCUCUAAUGGGGUUUAAGCUUGGUGGACUUCCGUUCUUCUUUUUCUUCUUCUUGUUGUGGAUUUGGGUUCUCUUCUCCGUUGCUUCUGCGGCUAGAUUCCAUUCACCUUCUCGCCAGAAGUUUCAAGUCCAGAAACAUUUGAAACGUCUCAAUAAGCCUUCUGUCAAAACCAUUCAGAGCCCAGAUGGUGAUUCUAUUGACUGCAUUCCUAUAAAGCAUCAACCGGCCUUUGAUCAUCCUUUCCUCAAGAACCAUACCAUUCAGACGAGGCCUAAUUACCACCCAGAAGGCUUAGGAUCAGGCUUGUUUGGUGAUAGCAAGGUGAAGGUUAAUUCUAAGGCUGAACCUCGAAGCAACCCUAUAACUCAGCUGUGGCACGCUAAUGGUAAAUGUCCAGAGGGGACUAUUCCUGUUAGAAGAACCAAGGAGGAUGAUGUGUUGAGGGCCAGCUCUAUUAAAAGAUAUGGAAGGAAGAAGCAUCGCAGCAUUGCCAAGCCCAGGUCUCCAGAUCCCGACCUUGUCAACGAAAGCGGACAUCAGCAUGCAAUUGCAUAUGUUGAAGGAGACAAGUACUAUGGAGCAAAGGCAACCAUAAACGUUUGGGAACCUAGAAUCCAGCAGCCCAACGAGUUUAGCUUGUCUCAAAUCUGGAUUUUGGGAGGCUCCUUUGGUGAAGAUCUUAAUAGUAUUGAAGCUGGUUGGCAGGUGAGCCCCGAUCUUUACGGAGAUAACAAUACCAGGCUUUUCACAUACUGGACGAGUGAUGCUUAUCAGGCUACCGGCUGCUACAACCUAUUAUGCUCAGGAUUCAUACAAAUUAACAGCGAGAUAGCAAUGGGAGCAAGCAUCUCCCCUGUCUCUGGGUUUCGUAGUUCCCAAUAUGAUAUCAGUAUCCUUGUCUGGAAGGAUCCAAAGGAAGGAAACUGGUGGAUGCAGUUUGGGAAUGACUAUGUAUUGGGAUACUGGCCAUCGUUCUUGUUCUCGUACUUGGCGGACAGUGCUUCAAUGAUAGAAUGGGGAGGGGAAGUGGUAAACUCGGAACCAGAUGGACAACAUACUUCAACUCAAAUGGGGAGCGGACGUUUCCCAGAGGAAGGAUUUGGUAAGGCAAGUUACUUCAGAAACAUACAGGUGGUUGAUGAGUCAAACAAUCUCAAGGCUCCUAAAGAUAUUGGUACCUUCACAGAGCAGUCAAGCUGUUAUGAUGUUCAAACCGGGAAUAACGGUGAUUGGGGUCAUUACUUUUAUUACGGAGGCCCUGGCAAAAAUGCUAAAUGCGCUUAAUUAGCUUCUAAGAACCAAAUAGUGCAAAGUACUCUGCGCGUAGAAUAUUACUCCACACUCCACAGUAUUAUUACUAUUAACCAAACAAACAUCCCCGGUCAUAAUCAGAGGCACCCCAAAGGGAUUGGCCUGGUUCGCCUGUAAUUUAAAGUCGGUAUGUCUAUUUCUAAACGUAUGUAUGGCACUGUAUGUCUGUAUGGGUGGUGGUGGAAUCAAGUAGAAUAUAGGUUUUGGUUUUGGUUUUGGUUUUGGUUUUGGUUUUGUUUUGUGGGAUUCGAGUUGAUUUGCACUGGACAGUGGACAGUGGACACUGGUAUUGGUUUUGAAGUUUCUCCUCCAUGUAAGUGAACUGGGGAGGAUGCAGCCUGAGUUUCUGCUUUCAAUACUAGUAGUAUUUGUAAUCACUUGGUAAGUAUUAGUACUUAGUAGUAAAUUACUCCCUAGUAGGCUAGUAGUAGUAGUACUAGUUAAUUCCCAUUUAAUUUGUCAAACAAAUCUCUGUUUAAGUGCAUUUGUCUUUGUUUAUAUAUUCUUUUCUUUACUUUUC
Messenger RNA from Spinacia oleracea (spinach), 2197 nucleotides. RefSeq lists its product as uncharacterized. Lineage: Eukaryota; Viridiplantae; Streptophyta; Magnoliopsida; Caryophyllales; Amaranthaceae. The coding region runs from base 373 to 1650 and encodes 425 amino acids. The transcript is spliced from 7 exons. The record is from RefSeq and is a predicted model, not a curated record.